Messenger RNA from Aspergillus campestris IBT 28561, 3074 nucleotides. RefSeq names its product class I alpha-mannosidase 1A. Gene Ontology annotation, molecular function: mannosyl-oligosaccharide 1,2-alpha-mannosidase activity; calcium ion binding. The transcript is spliced from 4 exons. NCBI's taxonomy places the organism in Eukaryota, Fungi, Ascomycota, Eurotiomycetes, Eurotiales, Aspergillaceae. Gene Ontology annotation, cellular component: Golgi membrane; endoplasmic reticulum. The record is from RefSeq and is a predicted model, not a curated record. Gene Ontology annotation, biological process: carbohydrate metabolic process; N-glycan processing. The coding region runs from base 102 to 2708 and encodes 868 amino acids.
CACCAUGCUCUAUCUAUCCUCAUCUUAUUGAUUCUUGAUUGACUGAGGAUUACUCUAUACCUAGGUAAUGAGAUAAUAAUAAUAACCAAAUAACGAACAUCAUGAUUCGAGCCCGUCGCUACCGUAUCCUCCUGGUCUUAGCUACCAUCCUAAUCCUGACCCUAAUCCACUUUACGCGCUCUCGCGAACACCCGAUUCCAUACGACAUUAUUCGCGCUCCACCCUCAGCAAACACCAAGCGCUUUCCCUUCUCCCUACGUCCCCACGUCAACGCAAACAAGCUCCAGCAAGCUCCGCUGUCGCCGCAGGCCCCUCUCGCCCCUCCUCCCCCUCCUCCUCCACUGUCGCACGACUUCCAGUCCGGUCCCGGCCUGUUCCAACAACCAGAGGAUCGCCCCAGCAAACUAGACACCGACACCGACACCGACACCGCCUCCGUGGAAUCGCCCGCAGAGAAGAACCCCGAUGCGUCCCCCGCAGAGCCAGGCAAAGACAAGGAUUACUGGCCGAACGCCCCCGACACGGAGCAUGGCUCCUUCGCCAAAGGCCGACUAGAGGUCGAGUCACCCGAGUCGAGCCGGCCAGCAGCACACUGGACGAAACCGCGCGAGCACUUCCCACUCGCCGCAGAAGAGCUAAUCAAGCUCCCAAACGACCAACCCCGCCAACUCCCCAAGCUACAAGCGACAUUCAAAGACGAGUCGUCCCAUGAUAAAAUGAAGCGCCUACAGCGUCUAUCCCAAAUCAAAGAGACCUUCGUGCACGCCUGGAACGGGUACAAGGUCGCCGCCAUGGGCCACGACGAGGUCACCCCCGUCCGUGGGGGUUCGCGCGAUCCGUUCAACGGCUGGGGCGCCACGUUGGUGGAUACGCUUGACACGCUGUGGAUCAUGGAAUUGCGCGAGGAGUUCGUCAUUGCGGUGGAUCGUGUCAAGAUGAUUGACUUUACGACGUGCAGGCGCAAGGACAUCCCCAUGUUUGAGACGGUCAUUCGCUACUUGGGGGGUCUGCUGGGGGCGUACGAUGUGUCGGAACAUCGGUAUCCGGUGCUCCUCGAUAAGGCUAAAGAGCUGGCGGAGAUUCUGAUCGGCGCGUUUGAUACGCCUAAUCGGAUGCCGGCUCUGUUUUACAAUUGGGCGCCGAACUACACCUCCAAGCCGCACAGCGCGGAUGCGAAGGCCGUUCUGGCAGAGCUCGGCUCUCUGUCGGUGGAGUUCACGCGCUUGGCGCAACUAACCAAGGAAGACAAGUACUAUGACGCCAUUGCGCGCAUCACGAACGAACUGGAGAAAAUGCAGGACUCGACGAAACUGCCGGGUCUGUGGCCGAUCAAGGUGGACGCGUCGGGGUGCAAGGCAGCCACAGCCAAGGCCCCGCAGGAUCCAGAGAUCUCUACCUCCGACACAGGCUCUACUUCAGACACAGGCGCAAAGGCGCUACCCUCGGACCUAGAAAGUUACACCAACUACUUCAAGUCGCAUGACGCUUCCCGCACGGAGACACCAGGUUCCGACGCCGUACGACUAGAAAGCAGGGCGCUGCCAGAAGCGAACGCAGACGCAGACGCAGACGCAAACUGCAAGGACAGCCUCCGCAGCCCGGCGACAGAGUUCGACACCUUCGGGAUGGGGGCGCUAGCCGACUCAACAUACGAGUACCUACCAAAGGAGCACAUGCUGCUAGGCGGCCUGAACCCGCAGUAUCAGACCAUGUACGAAAAGGCCAUGACCGCCGCGCGCAAGCACCUCGUCUUCCGGCCCAUGGCCAAGGGCACAACCGACGUGCGCUUCCUAGCGUCCGUGAGCCUGUCGACGCCGCUUUCCCACGCUACACCAGACCAGAUGAAACACAAGUACGAGGGCACGCACCUGUCAUGCUUUGCAGGCGGCAUGGUCGCCAUCGGCGCGAAGCUGUUCGGCAUUGAUAGUGACAUGGAUCUCGCCCGCAAGCUGACGGACGGCUGCGUGUGGGCUUACCAGGCGACUAAGACUGGCAUCAUGCCGGAGCGGUUCGACCUUGUCCCCUGCAAAGAUCCGCAAACCUGCCCGUGGGACGAGACCGCUUAUCACAGCGCGUUAGAUCCCUACAUGGAGCAGCGACUCGCCCGUCCACCACCACCCCCACAGGAGCAGCAAAAAGAAGGGCCAAAGAAGCCAGGCAGCGUCGGCUUGAGAAAUAGCAAACGCUGGCACGUCGUCGCUCAACCCAAACGCCGACCAACUGACAUCCCAACCCACGAGUCACCCGAGUCGUCAUCAUCAUCAUCCUCAUCGUCAUCUUCAUCACCCGAGGAAAGCUCAGAGGAACCACCAUCCCACCAAGCAUACGUAUCCUCGCGCAUAACAAGCGAACACCUCCCACCCGGCGUAACACGCAUCACCUCCCGUCUCUACAAGCUUCGUCCCGAGGCGAUCGAGUCCGUAUUCAUCAUGUUCCGACUAACGGGCGACGAGUACUGGCGCGAGCGCGGGUGGAAGAUGUUCGAAGCGGUCUCCAAGAUCACAAGAACAGGGAUCGCGCACUCGGCGAUUAGCGAUGUCACCGUUACGGAUCCGGUGCUGCUGGAUGAGAUGGAGUCGUUUUGGCUCGCCGAGACGUUGAAGUAUUUCUAUUUGCUGUUUUGUGAUCCGGGGGUUGUGAGUUUGGAUGAUUAUGUUUUAAACACAGAAGCCCACCCCCUCAAACGACCCAGCUCAACGUCCUCAUGAAUCUUUCUCAGGGAGUCAGGGCUAUCUCGUCCAGCGGUGUAGAAUCAUGAAAAAUCUACAUCAACACCAACGAGUUCACGCACAUGAUGUUUAUUGUUUACUUACUACUGAUGAUGAAAAGGAUAUGGAUUGCUUAUGAGCGGGUAUGGCUUUAUUUAUUUUUUUUCGGGUAUUGUAUGUACCUUGCAUGGUAGAUUACGGGGUGGGGGUGUAUAUUCUGUUCUAUAAGCAUUAUCAUGGUUUAUUCCAACCGUACAGGAUCUAUUUUUCUGAUUCAUUCAACUACCUAGUAUGUAUACAUGAAUCUACUCAAAAGAAGAGGGAAGAGCAGGCGAACGAGGCUGAGGAUGGACAGGCGUAAGGCGC